AUUAACUUUGAAGGUCUUGUUUUGAGAUUAGCAGUGGGGUAGAGCGCUGUAUUGGUAUCAAAAGUCUCUGAUCAACCAACUCAUUACCUGUAGGAUUUUGGAUAAGUCACAAAGUUUCUCUUCUUCUACCCCAAAUGAUAACAGGUAUUUGAAUAGCUUGCAGUUAUACUCAAUAUAAAGACAUAAAGUGAUUAGUAUUAAGAGCAAACAUUCUUGAUAAUUGUGUAGAAGUACAAAAGAGGCUACAUUGAACACAUAUUUGCAUUGUUUUAUUUCUCUACCAACAACCUUGCAAUGGCUUCCUUUUGUUCUCAGAAUAAAAUGCAAGCACCCAUUAUUUGGCCUUGGUUUACCUUUUCAGCCUUCCUUUCCACUUACUCUUGAGACAUUAAGUUUUGUAUUCACUGUCCUUCAUUCAUUAUCUCUUAAUAGCUAUGCUUCACUCUCUCAGGGCCUUCACACAUUCUACAGUCUUAGCUUGGCACACUUCUCCUAUUUCAUGUUUCAGAUUAAAUGGUGCACCUUGGGGGAAACUUUCUUAAUCACUCUCCAUUAACGUAGGUCCCUGUAUUGCAUACUUUCAGUGCACUCAGUACCUUUUCUAUGUAGCACUUUUCACACUGUUUAAACAUCUGUUUAAAGACUGUACACCCACUAGAUGGAAAAUUGUUGUAAGAUAUACAGACAUUGUCUUGUUACCACCACUUGCCUAACUUCUACAAACUCAACAAUUAUCUGUGGAAACAAGCUAAUACAGAUGAAAUGAAUAAUUGCAAAUUUGCUCUGAAAUAAGAAGAGAAAGCACUUUAAGUGUUCCUUGAGCGUGAUAAUGUGGAAGAAAUUAGGCAUCUGUAGCCCUCCGGAUCCACCUCUGACAUUAUAUAUUUUCCUUUUUACCACCUUGCAGGAGGUGUCUUUUCCUUUUAUUUUUCUGGUAUAGGCAAUUCGGACUCAUUUCACAAAGUUUAGAAAAAAAAGAAAAACAAAUAGGAUAGCGAAGCAUGCUAUCAUCUAGAGGAAAAAUCUUUUGAAGUUUGUGUGUAAUUAUUACAGAAGGGGAAGGGUAAGCUAGUGUCUGUACACUUCCGUUAAAUCAUGUAAAUGAGGACUCUACCAGGAAGAAUCGCUGCUCUUAGAUAAGAGCGCAUUUUAUUUCCCUAGAUUGCAUUUAUUUAAUUCAUAUAACAUGAGAAACUCCUCCAGUAGCGUCAACCAGGGUUGAUAAGAAUAAACGAUAAAGCAAAACAAAAACACCUUCUCCAAGAUUUUGAAACUGCAAGCGAACGCAUGGUGGCGCUGUUGACUAAGAAGGCGAAUUAAACCACGGGCAUUGUGCAUGCUCGGUGACGCACGGAUCCAGUGUGGUAAACCAGGGGUUGUGAGCCCAGGCAGAUUUUUGAGUCAGCAAGUCUGAGCCUCUGGAAAGGCUUAUUGACUAGGCCGUCUGCAAAGGUUGUGGGACAAAAGACUGUUUCCCAGCGCUGUCUGAGGUUCAGCUUGGAGACAUUCCCUAGAAAAGCGUGACGGAAAGUGCAAUGGAGGCGGGAGGAGAGCGAUUUCUUAGACAAAGGCAAGUCCUGCUUCUCUUUGUUUUUCUGGGAGGGUCUCUGGCUGGGUCCGAGUCAAGACGCUAUUCUGUGGCUGAGGAAAAAGAGAAGGGCUUUUUAAUAGCCAACCUAGCAAAGGAUCUGGGGCUAAGGGUAGAGGAACUGGCCGCGAGGGGGGCCCAAGUUGUGUCCAAAGGGAACAAACAGCAUUUUCAGCUCAGUCAUCAGACAGGUGAUUUGCUUCUGAAUGAGAAAUUGGACCGGGAGGAGCUAUGCGGCCCCACAGAACCAUGCAUACUGCAUUUUCAGAUAUUACUGCAAAACCCUUUGCAGUUUGUUACAAACGAGCUCCAUAUCAUAGAUGUAAAUGACCAUUCUCCGGUAUUCUUUGAAAAUGAAAUGCAUCUGAAAAUCCUAGAAAGCACUCUACCAGGAGCAGUAAUUCCUUUGGGAAAUGCUGAGGACUUGGAUGUGGGAAGAAACAGCCUCCAAAACUACACUAUCACUCCGAAUUCCCACUUCCACGUACUCACUCGCAGUCGUAGGGACGGAAGGAAGUACCCGGAACUAGUACUGGAUAAAGCGCUGGAUCGUGAGGAGCAGCCGGAGCUCAGCUUAACGCUCACUGCGCUGGACGGCGGCGCUCCCCCUCGGUCUGGGACAGCCCAGAUAAACAUCCAGGUCUUAGAUAUAAACGACAAUGCACCAGAAUUUGCACAGCCGCUCUAUGAGGUUGCAGUUCUAGAGAAUACCCCCGUUAACUCUGUCAUUGUCACUGUCUCGGCUUCUGAUUUAGAUACAGGAAGUUUUGGGACAAUAUCAUACGCAUUUUUUCAUGCUUCUGAAGAAAUUCGCAAAACUUUUCAGCUAAAUCCAAUUACUGGUGAUAUGCAACUAGUCAAAUAUUUGAAUUUUGAAGCUAUUAAUAGUUAUGAAGUCGACAUCGAGGCCAAGGAUGGCGGAGGCCUAUCCGGAAAGUCUACAGUCAUAGUCCAGGUGGUUGAUGUCAACGACAACCCACCGGAACUGACCUUGUCUUCAGUAAACAGCCCUAUCCCUGAGAACUCAGCAGAGACUGUACUGGCUGUUUUCAGUGUUUCUGAUCUAGACUCUGGAGACAACGGAAGAGUGGUGUGUUCCAUUGAGAACAAUCUCCCCUUCAUCCUGAAACCAUCCGUAGAGAAUUUUUACACCCUCAUGUCAGAAGGCGCACUGGACAGAGAGACCAGAUCCGAGUACAACAUCACCAUCACCGUCACUGAUUUGGGGACACCCAGGCUGAAAACCAAGUACAACAUAACCGUGCUGGUCUCCGACGUCAAUGACAACGCCCCCGCCUUCACCCAAACCUCCUACACCCUGUUCGUCCGCGAGAACAACAGCCCCGCCCUGCACAUCGGCAGCGUCAGCGCCACAGACAGAGACUCAGGCACCAACGCCCUGGUCACCUACUCGCUGCUGCCACCCCAGGACCCGCACCUGCCCCUCGCCUCCCUGGUCUCCAUCAACGCAGAUAACGGCCACCUGUUUGCCCUCAGGUCGCUGGACUACGAGACCCUGCAGGAGUUCGAGUUCCGCGUGGGCGCCACAGACCGCGGCUCCCCGGCGCUAAGCAGCGAGGCGCUAGUCCGCGUGCUGGUGCUGGACGCCAACGACAACUCGCCCUUCGUGCUGUACCCGCUGCAGAACGGCUCCGUGCCCUGCACCGAGCUGGUGCCCCGGGCGGCCGAGCCGGGCUACCUGGUGACCAAGGUGGUGGCGGUGGACGGCGACUCGGGCCAGAACGCCUGGCUGUCGUACCAGCUGCUCAAGGCCACGGAGCCCGGGCUGUUCGGUGUGUGGGCGCACAAUGGCGAGGUGCGCACCUCCAGGCUGCUGAGCGAGCGCGACACGGCCAAGCACAGGCUAGUUGUGCUGGUCAAGGACAAUGGCGAGCCUCCGCGCUCAGCCACCGCCACGCUGCACUUGCUCCUGGUGGACGGCUUCUCCCAGCCCUACCUGCCGCUCCCGGAGGCGGCCCCGGCCCAGGCCCAGGCCGACUCACUCACCGUCUACCUGGUGGUGGCGUUGGCCUCGGUGUCGUCGCUGUUCCUCUUGUCGGUGCUCCUGUUCGUGGCGGUGCGGCUGUGCAGGAGGAGCAGGGCGGCCUCAGUGGGUCGCUGCUCGGUGCCCGAGGGCCCCUUUCCAGGGCAUCUGGUGGACGUGAGCGGCACCGAGACCCUGUCCCAGAGCUACCAGUACGAGGUGUGUCUGACUGGAGGCUCCGGGACAAAUGAGUUCAAGUUCCUGAAGCCAAUUAUCCCUAAUUUUGUUGCUCAGGGUGCAGAGAGGGUUAUCGAGGCAAAUCCCAGUUUCAGGAAGAGCUUUGAAUUCAGUUAAGUGUUAAUAAGGAUCUACUGAGGCUAGUCUCAUUUAAUUUGUGGAAAGUCCUUUUUCACUGCUUUGCCCAUUGGAGAAUUCUCUUUUGGUAUGGUUCAAGGCAAGUAGCAAGAGUAGAGCCAAAUUUCAAAUCCAGGGAUGGCUUAGGUUUCAUUAACAGAACUGGAAAAUAGUUGUUUGGCUCUGAAUGUUUUGUAUUUCAAUCAAGAAUCCUUAGUCGAUAGAACAUUUUGUUUAUAUAUUGAUUCUACUUUUUCCGUAGUUAAUCCAUGCAUACUCUCCUUUCAUCCUAGCUUGCCAACGCAGUCUUAAUUCGCCUUUUGUUUUUUCUAAUGGGAAGCAAAAAGGAAUUCAUUAUCUUUUAAUAGUGAUUUCAAAUAGCUUAUUGAAAUAACUCCUUUCAAUUUUUAUAUUAUAAAGCAAUGUAGAGAGAGUUCCAAACCACCAAUUUUAUAAUUUCCCUUGUUGAAUAUAUUCACAUAAUGUAUUGUAUAAUAUGCCCAAAGCAGCUUUGUCUAUGGUUAACAAAGUUUUGAGAAUAGACAAGAAUGUGUUUUCUUCAAUUUAUAGUAAUAUAUCAUCUUUUUAGGGAUGUAGUACUCAAAUGAAAGUAAUUUAGUUCAUUUUCUGUGUUGACAUUUGCAAUUAAUAUUUCAAUAUUUUAUGUGCUUAUAUUGGCCAAAAUAUGGACACAAAUAUAGACUAAUAGGGAUAAUUACCCUUUGAAGUUUAUCUAAAGUGUGUUCAUGAUGACUGAGGAAAAAAAAUUAAACCUAUGCCAUUU
Messenger RNA from Chlorocebus sabaeus (green monkey), 4710 nucleotides. Its product is annotated as protocadherin beta-3. Gene Ontology annotation, molecular function: calcium ion binding. NCBI's taxonomy places the organism in Eukaryota, Metazoa, Chordata, Mammalia, Primates, Cercopithecidae. The record is from RefSeq and is a predicted model, not a curated record. Gene Ontology annotation, biological process: homophilic cell-cell adhesion. Gene Ontology annotation, cellular component: plasma membrane.